Polychytrium aggregatum is the source of this 1949-nucleotide messenger RNA. RefSeq lists its product as uncharacterized. The coding region runs from base 169 to 1677 and encodes 502 amino acids. NCBI's taxonomy places the organism in Eukaryota, Fungi, Chytridiomycota, Chytridiomycetes, Polychytriales. The record is from RefSeq and is a predicted model, not a curated record. The transcript is spliced from 3 exons.
CCCUUUUAUUGGCCCGCCCAAACCCUGCUGGGCGGGCCAUCGCAGCAUUUCCGCCAGAUCUCGCUGUCUCUGUCCAAGCACUCCAGCAGCGAUCCAGUCUCCUUCGCUUCGCCGUGCUCUUGACUGCACCCGAUACACCACCAUCGAUCCUCGGCAGCAGGACCAGCAAUGUCGGUUUUCCGCAAAUUCCGAUCUUUGAAGCGAUAUGCGCCCUUGGCUGUCCUGGUUGUGCUUGGGCUUCUCCUCUGCUGGCCAACCGAGCCAACCGAGUCGCCCAGCGAUAUCGUUCUGGUUAUCCCGGCCCCAACAGCAAACAACACUCAGUUCACCAACCAGCUCUAUGAGCUGAUCGACGCCACCCACAACAAAAUCAAGACCACCGGCCCGUAUCCAUACGAUAUCUAUGCCGAGCAUGGCCAGAUGCCUGAGCGGCCCUGUCUCCGUCCCAAUCCGACUCUUCCUCGCGAGGACGAGGACGGAGGACCUCUUGACCAGGACGCAGCCAAGAAGCCCUGCGUGAUCGACCGAUCCAAGUACCACAUCCGAGUCGAUGGACCCAUCGGCCAGCCCGUGUCCUUUGGCAUCGUGGCAUCCAACAUUGCCAUUGAACUGAACCGGCUUGGCUAUAAAAUGUCCAUGAAUAUUUGGGACUCUGGAAAGGCCAUCCUCACCCCCGAGCUGAUCCGGGUCAAGAGGAAGCAGGCUUGGCUCUGGCCCCCAACGACAAACGCACUCGACAUCCGCAUCAGCCACGUCAAUAGCUUCCAGGUGCAUCCCUCGACGCACUAUUUCGGGCUGACGGCCUCCGAGAUCCCGAUGGGGCCCAACACCAAACUGGGCCCGCAUCUGAUCAAGUACAUCGAGGCAGCGAUUCAGGCCAAGGACCGGGUUCAGAAGCUCUUUGUGCCCUCGCAUUUCGUCCGGGAACUGAUGGCGCCCUCGGUCAACGAUGCGCUGCAGUGGGUGAAUCUCUUCCCGCACGGCUUCGACGAGCGCGUGUUCACAUUUCAACCUCGGCUCGACAGAAUCGAUUCCAGCAAGUUCCAGUUCGUCUGGGUUUCUGUCUGGGGUGGACGCAAGAACACCCGGACGGCACUCGAGGCUUUUGUUCGAGCGUUUCCGGACGGGCUGGCCACAUUGCCGUCUGGCGAGCAGAUCCAGGUAGAGCUCAAGCUCGUCUGUGGCAGCCCCGUCACCAUCCAUCCAUGGGAGCGCGAGUACUGGAAUAGCAAGCCCGGCAUCGUCAUUGUCGAGCCGUCUGCGACACGAUCGCCUGCCGACAUUGCCCACUAUUACCAUGAGGCCGACUGCUUCGUGUUCCCGACACUUGCAGAGGGGUUCGGCCUGACGGUACUGGAGGCAAUGGCGACCGGACUGCCGGUAAUUGUGCCGGACUAUUCCGGCAUCAGGGACUUUUGCGACCGCCAGACGUGCGUCAUGAUCCCGCCAACCCGGAUGAUCAACCUGACCCUUGAAAAUGACUCAGGCUGUGGCGCCGAUAUCGACCCGCGGGUGCUGGAGCCCGUUCUGCAGAUGGUGGUGCUCAAUCGCCGAGCAUCCGUAGUGAUGGGAAGUCUGGCCGCCAACAAAGCACAUCGAGACUGGACCUGGAAGAGAGUGGUGGAAGACUUUGACCAACGCCAUAUCUGUCCCUUAUUUGCGGGCACAGCAUCCUAGAUGCGGCGGAGGGACAGUUGAGGCGCAACCUGACGAAGGGCAUCAGUGCCUGUGUUUCUGUUCAAGAACUCGAGCCUCGUCGGGAUCGAGAAGACCACAGGCUGUGCUUUCCGCACCAUAGCCGAUAUGCAAGCGCAAGGACACACUUCCGGUGCCUCUGCCUUAUCGAACCGCUCGUGGGAAUCGGUUUCCAGCGUCGUCCGCUCCCCAGUUUCGUGAUAAACAUACAAAUACACAGCAUGCAAACGUGUGCGCUGCCAAUGGAGUGCGAU